Messenger RNA from Rubroshorea leprosula, 1228 nucleotides. The record is from the annotation of a GenBank genome assembly. NCBI's taxonomy places the organism in Eukaryota, Viridiplantae, Streptophyta, Magnoliopsida, Malvales, Dipterocarpaceae.
UUACUCUGACCCAGGUUCUCCCAUGCUGAGGAGAACUCCUGUUGGGACUUAUGUGAUAGCUAAGAUAAAGAAGGAAGAUGAUGAAGGCACCUAUGUUUUGCUGAACGGUAAUGGUGCUACACCAGAGGGAAACAUCCCAUUCCUUGAUUUGUUCAACAUAAAUACAGGCAGCAAAGAACGAAUAUGGGAGAGUGACAAGGAAAAAUAUUAUGAGACCGUUGUUGCUUUAAUGUCUGAUCAGGAAAAUGGGGUGUUACACAUUAAUGAGCUGAAAAUACUGACUUCCAAAGAGUCAAAAACUGAAAACACUCAAUACUAUAUUCAGAGUUGGCCAGAUAAGAAACCAUGUCAGAUCACGAACUUCCCUCAUCCAUAUCCACAGUUGGCAUCAUUACAGAAAGAGAUGAUCAGAUACCAGAGAAAGGAUGGCGUUCAACUUACUGCAACAUUAUACUUACCACCAGGCUAUGAUCCAUCAAAGGAUGGCCCUCUUCCAUGUCUGGCUUGGUCUUAUCCUAGGGAAUUUAAAAGCAAAGAUGCUGCUGGACAAGUACGUGGUUCUCCUAAUAAAUUUGCAGGCAUAGGGCCUACAUCUGCCCUUCUUUGGCUUGCUAGAAGGUUUGCUAUUUUAUCAGGACCAACAAUUCCAAUUAUUGGUGAAGGUGACGAGGAAGCCAAUGAUAGGUAAUUUGAUUCUCUCUGAGUUGUUGUUAAUGCAAUUGUCCUUGUUCACCUUUGCAGCAUUAUGUUGUGCCAUAAAGCUAUUUAUCUGUCAAAAAUAAUUUGUUUUCUUUAAGUGAGAGUCUGGGAUUGCAGUAGAACUCCAUAAUGAUAGCUGUCUUCUUGGACAAGAAAUUUUCUGAUAGGUAUGUAGAGCAACUGGUUGCAAGUGCAGAGGCUGCUGUGGACGAGGUUAUCAGACGUGGAGUUGCCCAUCCUAACAAAAUUGCUGUGGGAGGACAUUCUUAUGGAGCAUUUAUGACUGCAAACCUUCUGGCACAUGCUCCUCAUCUUUUCUGUUGUGGAAUUGCUCGUUCUGGAGCUUAUAACAGAACCCUUACCCCCUUUGGUUUUCAGAAUGAGGAUAGAACUCUCUGGGAAGCCACUUCCACUUAUGUAGAGAUGAGCCCGUUCUUGUCUGCUAAUAAAAUCAAGAAGCCAAUCUUGCUUAUCCAUGGAGAGGAAGACAAUAAUCCAGGAACACUAACCAUGCAGGUAAAAGGCUUAC